This is a messenger RNA of Eruca vesicaria subsp. sativa (arugula), 948 nucleotides long. Lineage: Eukaryota; Viridiplantae; Streptophyta; Magnoliopsida; Brassicales; Brassicaceae. The record is from the annotation of a GenBank genome assembly.
GUCAACAAAACAUGUUCUCGUCUUCAUCUUCUCCUUGCCAAUAAAGAAAUAAAAACAUUCUUGGUUUAGGAAAUAAAUCUCCUGAUAAUAAGAAGAAAACGCGUAGGGGACUAGAGGGGCAAUGAUGAUUCGUGUCGUUCUUCUUCUUUGUUUCGUUUUCACCAUCCCUGCCGUAGUAUUCUCAGACGAUGAGCAUGAGACCAUCUAUGAGAUCCUCCAGGAGAACGGGUUACCGUUAGGGAUAUUCCCAAAAGGCGUUAAAGAUUUUAGCUUCAACGGCGAAACGGGACGGUUCUUGGUUCAUAUGAACAAGUCGUGCGAUGCUAAAUACGAGACGGAGCUGCAUUACGACGUGAAUAUUACGGGGACGUUAGGUUACGGUGAGAUUAAAGACUUGUCUGGAAUCUUGGCGCAAGAUCUGUUCCUUUGGUUUCCGGUUAAAGGGAUACGUGUCGAGGUUCCUAGCUCUGGUCUUAUAGUUUUCGACGUUGGCGUCGUCCGCAAGCAAUAUUCAUUGUCUUUGUUUGAGACGCCUAGAGAUUGUGUUGCGGUUCGUGGUGAAAACAAGGUUCAGUCUUCUGUAUUGCCAUUGUAUCAAGUAGUUCAAACUCUCGGGAGAGAUGUUGUUUAGCUGGAGUUUAAAAAAAUGUUGUUAUAAUAUAAAAGAAAGAUAGACAGAUGCUCUCAUCAAUUCUUAAAGAUUUUUUAACCUUUUUGUUCUCAAAUGAUAAGAAAAAAAAUCAAGGUUCAUAGUAUCCCUCCUCAGUCUUGGAUUGGAUUCUCAUAUUGUGAGGGGGUGAACCGAGAAAAGUUAGGUAAAAAGAACAUCACCUACUUGUUUCUUGAAAGAUGAUAAAAGAAUGGAUCAGUAUUUAAUGAGGUGAUGAAUGUUUUUUUUGUCAUUUGCUCUGUUUUGUACUUUGGUAUGGGGAAAAGGGGAUGUAAAGC